UUCUUUGCUGCUGAUCGCGGGAUUCCAUUUGGGUAGGUUUGACGUUCGUGGAUAGACUCGUAUCUGUGACCAGUGUCAGCCACCGCGGAUGGCAAGAGACCUAAUCGGACCGGCCCUGCCGCCCGGCUUCAAGGCCCGUGGAACAGCGGAGGACGAAGAGCGGGACCCGAGCCCUGAUGGAGUCUCGCUCUGUCACCCAGGCUGCUGUGCAAUGGCAUGAUCUCGGCUCACUGCAACCUCCACUGCCGGGGUUCAAGCAAUUCACCUGCCUCAGCCUCCCGAGUAGCUGGGAUUACAGACGCACGCCACCACGCCCAGCUAAUUUUGUGUUUUUAGUAGAGACAGGGUUUCACCAUGUUGCCCAGGCUGGUCCCGAACUCCUGACCUCAGUUGCAGGACCAGCUCUGCCCCCUAAUUAUAAAAGCAGUAGUUCAGAUUCAUCAGACAGCGAUGAAGACAGUAGUUCUUUGUACGAAGAAGGAAAUCAAGAAUCUGAAGAAGAUGACACUGCUCCAACUGCAAGAAAACAGAGGAAAAAUCAGGAUAAGGAUGAUGAUGAUGAUGAUGAUGAUGAUGGGUUUUUUGGACCAGCCCUUCCUCCUGGAUUUAAAAAGCAGGAUGAUUCUCCUCCAAGGCCCAUAAUAGGUCCUGCAUUGCCACCUGGUUUCAUUAAAUCUACACAGAAAAGUGACAAGGGCAGAGAUGAUCCAGGACAACAGGAAACAGACAGCAGUGAAGAUGAGGAUAUUAUUGGACCGAUGCCUGCAAAAGGACCAGUUAACUAUAACGUAACAACAGAGUUUGAAAAAAGGGCUGAGAGAAUGAAAGAAAAACUGACCAAAGGAGAAGAUGAUUCAUCUAAACCCAUUGUAAGAGAGUCAUGGAUGACUGAACUUCCUCCAGAAAUGAAAGACUUUGGUCUUGGGCCAAGGACUUUUAAGAGAAGAGCUGAUGACACAUCUGGAGAUCGAUCAAUCUGGACAGAUACUCCAGCUGAUAGGGAAAGGAAAGCUAAGGAAACACAAGAAGCAAGGAAGUCAUCCGGUAAGAAAGAUGAAGAACAUAUAUUAUCAGGAAGAGAUAAGAGACUGGCUGAGCAGGUAUCUUCAUACAAUGAAUCAAAAAGAUCAGAAUCUCUUAUGGACAUACAUCAUAAAAAGUUAAAGAGUAAGGCGGCUGAAGACAAAAAUAAGCCUCAAGAGAGAAUACCAUUUGACCGUGAUAAGGAUCUGAAGGUUAAUCGGUUUGAUGAAGCUCAGAAAAAGGCCCUAAUAAAAAAAUCUAGAGAACUAAACACCAGAUUUUCACAUGGCAAAGGCAAUAUGUUUUUAUAAGGGGAUUUCCCUGUGCAAUGAAGAAAAGUUGAAGAAUACUCUUUGUCCAUCUUUAUUUCUUUGUUUUUGGCUUCUUAAGAUUAGAGAUUAUUUUAAUCUUAAAAAACAUACAGAUUUACUUUGUUCUUUGUGUCCUUUUAAGGUCAUGUGGAAACAUAAAACGAAUGUUUCUUAUGUAGAACAGAAUAUUCUAUGUGCCUUUAGCUUCUGUGGAAGUAUGGGGAAUUUUGGGCUUUUCUUCAAAUAAUUAUUUUAAGAGGCUUCCAUUCCCCCUGAUUUUUGUGGUGUCUCACAAGUACCCUCUAAGGUCUGGUCAGGACUGACUGCCAAAUCUCUACCACAGCCUGGACCUCCUCGUGAAAUAUACCUAACCUGCCCUAGAGUCAGUGUGUCAAGUCCUUCCUGUAAAUCCAUGACUUUGAAAUGUGUUGUUAUUUCCCUUUAAACUGCAGCCAGUGAAUACAAAUUUACUUGAAAAUAGAGGGUAUGGGUUUUGCCUGUUUUGUAAUCAGUUUUGUUUUAGUACUCAGGGCUUUUUAUUUGUUGUUUAAUUUUUUUAAUUGUUUUUAAGUCAGAAAGAUCUCUGGGUUAUCUCAUGUGCUAAGGAAAAACUAUUUUGGUUUUUCCAACUUUAAUAGUUAGUAUUUCUAGGGGAGGCAAUCAGGACAAGAUAUGCCAUUAACUGUUAGCAGUGUGAAAUCUGUAAGACUCAAUCUCUGUGAUCUCAACCAAAGCUUUCUGAGUCCUGGAACUUUGCUUUGGGACAAUCUUACUUUACUAUUUAUAUACUGUACUUAGCAGUUUGUAGCUAAUAUAUGGGGUCAUAACCUUUUUUUUAGCUAAUUUACGGGGGUCAUAUCAAUCAUGAAUAGCCUUUUUAAAAAAAUUAAUAAUCCCUAAAUACAAAAAUGAAAAUGGAAAAUUUAUAAUCAUAACCCUCCUAAUUGGGAGUAUUAUAAGUUUGUAAUGCUUUAAGCACUGCCUCUUACGAUGGUAAAUUUAUAAGAUGAUAACUUUUAUUUAAACUAUUAAACUAUUGUUAAAUAAAUGGCAAUUCUAUAAGUUA
Messenger RNA from Piliocolobus tephrosceles (Ugandan red Colobus), 2400 nucleotides. It is a transcript of the gene GPALPP1, whose product is annotated as GPALPP motifs containing 1. The transcript has 10 exons. The record is from RefSeq and is a predicted model, not a curated record. Bases 177 to 1334 code for a protein of 385 amino acids. Lineage: Eukaryota; Metazoa; Chordata; Mammalia; Primates; Cercopithecidae.